Entamoeba invadens IP1 is the source of this 1899-nucleotide messenger RNA. RefSeq lists its product as hypothetical. Lineage: Eukaryota; Evosea; Mastigamoebida; Endamoebidae. Bases 1 to 1899 code for a protein of 632 amino acids. The record is from RefSeq and is a predicted model, not a curated record. The transcript has a single exon.
AUGAUCUCUCUUGACUCUUACCACAUAAUGGUUGUCUCCAAUUAUUUUCAUACGAUCAAAGAUUUUAUCAACAUCAUUUUUGUGUGUAAGAAAUACAGGAACAUUAUUGAAAAUUUUCAUUAUAACCCAAUUCCACUCAACACUAAAACAAUUAUGUACUUUAAGAAUAUAGAGACUCUUCAUCUUUACGAUGAGUUUGAUGAGAAUUUUGGAAAUAUUGUUUGUUAUUUCGAUGAUCAAGUAAUUGAUAACAACUAUUUAAGACAAUUUUAUCAAAUAAGAGUUCAUUUUCCUGUAACAUAUGAAAGAAGCUUACUUGCAAAAAACUCCAGAUUUGUGUUUGAUAACAUCGUGUUCAGUCAAGACGACAGAGAAAACAAUGAUUUACGUUCAAAACAGGAAUUUAAUAACCAACUCCUUGAUAAUAAUAAUGUUAUGAUGAUCCCAAAUGACACCAAACAUGUAAUUAAAAACAUUGGAGGUGAUUGUUUCAAAGAGUGUUUUAAUGUUUGUGAAAUUGUAUUGCCUUCAACACUCACUGCAUUAAAUAAAGCGUGUUUUUCAAAAUGUACAAGAUUAAAAAAAAUUAACUUGCCUCCGCUUGUAACAAAAUUACCUAUAAAAGGAUUUUUAAAUUGUGAUUCUUUGUCCAGCAUUGAACUACCAAAAGAACUUUCUUCUAUUGGAGAAUAUUGUUUUCAAUACUGUGAAUCUUUAAGUGAAAUUGUCAUUCCUAAUAAUGUAAGUAGACUUGAUAAUAAUACAUUUGGGUUUUGUAGCAAUUUAUCGAUUAUAAAACUUCCCUCAACAAUAUCUUAUAUUGGAUAUUCUUGUUUUAAUAAUUGUUUGUCUUUAAAAAACUUUGUUUUUUCCGAUUCGGUGUUUAUUGAUUUUAAUGUAUUUGUAGGGUGUGAAUCCCUGACUCAUGUAAAACUUCCUUCUAAUCUUCAAGUUUUAAACCAUUUGGUUUUCAAAAACUGUAUUUCUCUGAGCAAGUUAAUUAUACCAAAGAGUGUCACAUUGAUUGGAAAUAAUUGUUUUAACAAUUGUACUUCUCUUUCUAUGAUUAACAUACCAAUUAAUGUUAAACAAAUUGGAGAAAGUUGUUUCAAAGAUUGUUUAUCAUUGUCAAGUAUUAUAAUACCAGAGAAAAUUACAAAUAUACCUGCAAAUUGUUUUAGUGGUUGUGUCAAUCUUGUUGAUAUUCAUUUUUUAGGUUGCAUUAAAAUAUUAGAAAAUAGUGCAUUUGAAAAUUGUGAAUCGUUGACAACAUUUGAUUGUUUAAAGUUGAUCGUUUCAAUGGGAGAUGUAUGUUUUACAAAUUGUGAAUUACUUGAACAUGUUGAAUUACACAGCUCUAUUACAGAAAUACCAUGUUUGUGUUUUAGAGGAUGUGUAAAAUUGAGUUCAAUUGAAUUACCUUACAAAGUUCAUCGAAUUGGAGAUCUCGCAUUUAAGGAUUGUGUUUCUUUAAAAAAAAUAGAAAUACCACAAAGUGUAACAAAGAUUGAGAAUUCCGCUUUUUAUAAUUGUGUCAAUCUUUCCAAAGUAAUUCUUUCUCCAAAUAUAAGAAAUUUGGAACUCUCAACAUUUAGUGGAUGUUCUUCUUUAUCUUCAAUUGAACUGCCAUCUUCUCUCGAUCAAAUAGGUUUCCAGUGUUUUUUCAGGUGUUUUUCAUUACAAUCAAUACUGAUACCAGAUGGUGUUACCUUACUUGAAACCAAAUGUUUUGCACAAUGUACUUCACUGAGUGAAGUUAUAAUGCCAGAACAUAUGAUCACAUUUCAAGAACAUUGCUUUGAAAAUUGUUCUUCUCUCAACCAGAUUAAAAUUCCUCAGAACUGUUUUCCGUUCAAUGAAAACAACUUUGAUAAAUGUUGCUUAGUCGUCCGUUGUUAA